Messenger RNA from Komagataella phaffii GS115, 2499 nucleotides. Its product is annotated as Protein with putative serine active lipase domain. Lineage: Eukaryota; Fungi; Ascomycota; Pichiomycetes; Pichiales; Pichiaceae. Gene Ontology annotation, molecular function: monoacylglycerol lipase activity. The transcript has a single exon. The coding region runs from base 1 to 2499 and encodes 832 amino acids. The record is from RefSeq and is a predicted model, not a curated record.
AUGACUAAGAAAUCCAAUAAGACCAAUUCUACAAAUCUAAUUUAUCGGCAGCGUAAGUCAGUUAAGGUUGGGGAGAUCUUUCGCUUCAUGGUUACAUAUACACCUCCUCCCGAAUUAAAUCCGGAGCAAUUGCUUAAGAAGUCAUUCCAGUUCAAGGUCAAGAACGUAGAGUUAUUGCCCCUCCGGGCCGCAUAUUUGGCAGGACCGUUUAUAAUUUAUGCUGAUGUUACUUCUUCAGAGUAUGAUCAUAACAAGCAAUGCUUUGUUACUGCCGAACAACCCAAGUAUAACCCCAAUAUUCAACCAGGCCAAAGUUUCGUUAUGAGUUUACCAAUACAUGUUCUAAAAGAAAGAUACGACUGGCACGUAGACAUUAUUAGCCAAGUGAUCUUCUCUACCACAUCAGAAGUUCAUUUUGAGUUUACUAUUGUCGACGAAUCACUUAGUAAACAGCAUUUGAAGCCAUUCGACAAAGACCUGUAUGGAUGUUUUAGUCCAGAUUUUAGUGUUGUGAGCAACGAUACUUUAGACCUUUGGAAUAAGCCAUUAGUGAAAGAUGAUUAUCCUGUGCAUCUGGUAGUGGUCACCCAUGGUCUACAUUCUAAUGCAAGUGCUGACAUGUUUUACUUAAAGGAACUUAUUGAUAGAAAGUCGAAUCUAGCUGGAGAAAAUGUAAUUGUUAAGGGAUAUUUUGGAAACGUAUGCCAAACUGAAAGAGGCGUCAAGUACUUGGGCACAAGACUUGCAGAAGCUAUUAUUAAUGAAAUGUACCGUCCAAAUGUUAACAAAAUAUCGUUCAUUUCACACUCUCUUGGUGGGUUAGUUCAGACAUUUGCUAUUGGAUACAUACAACAUAAUUACCCUAGCUUCUUUCAAAAAGUUGAGCCCAUUAACUUUAUUUCACUAGCUUCCCCAUUUUUGGGUAUUUCAAAUGAAAAUCCAGGCUAUGUUAAAAUGGCGCUGGCCAUGGGAGUUGUAGGUAAAACUGGACAGGAUUUGAGUCUCCAGCAAGCGAAGCCAUUACUGUAUUUAUUACCUACAGGGCCUACACACGUUGCUUUGAAAAGAUUCAAAAACAGAACUUUGUAUGCUAAUGCACUUCACGAUGGUAUUGUACCCUUGAGGACAUCAGCUUUGCUCUUCUUAGACUGGAAAGGCUUAUCCCAAGUAUCUCAAGUUAUUAGGAACGAAAGAAAAUCUCCAAUGAAGCAUCAUAAAGGAAUAGAAGAUAGUCCACCUUCGAACAGUGAUCCAAGCUUGACAAGCGGUAAUUUCGAUAAUGCGACUUCUGUCGGUAAGAUUUCUGAGGAUCCAGCAGACGACUCCACAGGCGAUCAACUCAAGGAGUCCUGGAUGAGUUGUUGUCUGUCGCCUAUACAAACUGCUAUCACUUAUUGCAUACCAACUGCUCAAAUAAAGAAAAAGAAGAGCCGAAAAUAUAGGAGAUAUCAAACCAAGGACGAGGACCAUGAUGAACAAGAUCACGACGAUUUGAACUAUCAGAAUAACAAGGGAGGAAACAGAGAGGACAUUAUAGAUGUUCUUCCUAAAUCUUCUGUAAUAGAGUCAGCUGCAAAAGUUCUGCUUCCUCCGUUACCACCAACAUCCUACAUCGUUGACCCGUCCACUAGAGAGAACGUUAUAAUUCAUGAUCAGAUUUAUCAUGACUCAGAUCUUCCUCCGAGAGAUAAAUUCUCCCCGAAAGACAGAUCGAUCUCAUUUUUGGAAUCUCUCGAUCCACUCGGAAGACAAAAGCAGUUAGAAGAGUUAAUUGCCAGAAAAUGGCAUAAAGGCCUUACGUGGAGAAAAGUUUUGGUCAACUUACUGCCCGAUGCUCACAACAAUAUUAUAGUGCGCAGAAAGUUUGCGAAUGCAUACGGUUGGCAGGUUUUGGACCAUUUGGUAGAGAAUCAUUUUACUGAUCAAAGAACAGAUGGUCAGUGCGAUUCAUCUAAGACUGAUAGUGAGAGCAUUGGUUCUGAAUCAGUAAAAGAUGUAGACUCUUUCAUGAACGGAACAUCGGAUUUGAAAAAGAUCUAUUCGCAGCAGAAGGAAAAGGCAGAAAGAGAUUUUUCAAAGCAGCUUUCAAAAUUUCAAACUGGGAAGUCGAAAAAAAUAGAUUCUCCGAUCAUAUCACGUUACUCAUCUUUUACUGCAAAGGAAUCGGAAAUGAAUGUAAUAACAAAUACAAAACACCAUGGUAGAGCUCUGAUUCCUGAACCUAUCAGCUUUAAAGAGCCAAGCAACCAAGCACGGAUCGAUAAUGAUAUUCUUACCUCUGAUGUAGAUACAGAUGAUGACGGUAACUGGAUGAAUGAAUCCGACGAUGAUAAUAAGGAUGGUCCUUCUGGAAUGCUGAAUAACAUUGGCGAAAUGGUUGAGAAUUUUAAGAAUAUUUACAAUAGCUACGAAUACAAAGAGGAUGAACUAGAGCAGAAUGGCAAAGAAGAAGAAGAUAAACUCUGUACAGGUCAGAAUGUGAUGGGCAGCUUCUAUUAA